AUGAUUGCAGGGCUAGUGAACGCGCCUGCAGUUCCCGCUUCCCCAGCCACGUCGUCGGCGACGCCCACAUCGACGCCGCCGUCCAGUGGCACGGUGCUGCCGCCGCCCCCGCGACUGCUGACCACCAUCCCGUCCUCUGGGGAGGCUGAGCUGCUGGAGGAGGAGGCGGAGGAGGAGGAGCGUGCCGCGCUGCUGCCUCCACAGACCGCGCUCACCACCACCACCACAGCCACGAAACCCACCACCACGCCCUGCUAUGCCGUCCUCCAUACUGGGCCGCCACACACGACCAAGGUGGUGGUCACGACGACGCCGGACCCGCGGCUGUGCCCGCUGGCGCCGCCGCCGCGCAGCGCCUCCACGUCGUCGUCGUCUUCCUCGGCGUCGGCGUCAGCGUCGUCGGCGCGGCCGGCGCCCACGUCCUGA
Molecule: messenger RNA, 426 nt
Organism: Schistocerca cancellata (South American locust)
Lineage: Eukaryota; Metazoa; Arthropoda; Insecta; Orthoptera; Acrididae
Product: mucin-7-like
Exons: 3
Coding region: 1-426 (141 amino acids)
Source: RefSeq, a predicted model, not a curated record